Dromaius novaehollandiae (emu) is the source of this 6370-nucleotide messenger RNA. RefSeq names its product acyl-CoA 6-desaturase. Gene Ontology annotation, biological process: lipid metabolic process. The record is from RefSeq and is a predicted model, not a curated record. The transcript is spliced from 12 exons. Gene Ontology annotation, molecular function: oxidoreductase activity, acting on paired donors, with oxidation of a pair of donors resulting in the reduction of molecular oxygen to two molecules of water. Bases 286 to 1611 code for a protein of 441 amino acids. Gene Ontology annotation, cellular component: membrane. NCBI's taxonomy places the organism in Eukaryota, Metazoa, Chordata, Aves, Casuariiformes, Dromaiidae.
GAAGGGGCUGAGCUUCCUACAAAACAGGGCUAUGUGCGAGGAGAAAGUCCGUCAGUGCAGGGAAAACCAGCCUAGGGGGCACUUCCGAGCAAGCGGCGGAGCUGAGAGCUCGCAAAGGGGCCAGCAAGAGACAAAAGAGAAGGGAGGGCAUAAGCGAAGGAGAAGGGAGAUAGCAGGGGAUCAGCUGAGUUAACCCACGCCAGGAAGGCUCUUCCCCUCCCAGCACAUCCCCUGGAGGCGCAGGGCUCCCAGUUCCGCCGAGAAGACAAAGCAGCAGCUGGCCCCAUGGGGAAAGGGGGGGAGAAAGGAGAGGAGGCCGGGGAGCAGCUCCGCUUCUACACCUGGGAGGAGAUCCAGAAGCACAACCUGAGGACGGACAAGUGGCUGGUGAUAGAGCGCAAGGUGUACAAUAUCACCAAGUGGGCAAACAGACACCCGGGGGGCCACCGAGUGAUCAGCCACUGCGCCGGCGAAGAUGCCACGGAUGCCUUCCAAGCCUUUCAUAUCAAUCCCACCUUGGUGCGAAAGUUUCUCAAGCCAUUACUCAUCGGAGAGCUCGCUCCAGGGGAACCCAGCCACGACCGAGACAAGAAUUCCCAGCUGGUGGAGGAUUUCCGGACCUUGAGGAAGACAGCGGAGGAUAUGAACCUAUUCAGAGCAAGCCCUUGGUUCUUCUCCCUUUACUUGGCCCAUAUCAUUGCAAUGGAAGCUUUGGCUUGGUUAAUGGUUUCACACUUUGGUACCGGCUGGAUCACAACUCUCAUCCUUGCCUGCAUCCUUGCGACUUCCCAGGCCCAGGCAGGGUGGCUGCAACAUGACUUUGGACACCUUUCUGUCUUUAAGAAGUCCGUGUGGAACCACAUAGUCCACAAGUUUGUGAUUGGGCACCUGAAGGGUGCCUCUGCAAACUGGUGGAACCACCGUCACUUCCAACACCAUGCCAAGCCCAACAUAUUCAUGAAAGACCCAGAUGUGAACAUGCUGCAUAUUUUCGUCCUCGGAGAUUCGCAGCCUGUUGAGUAUGGCAAGAAGAAGCUGAAGUACCUGCCUUACAACCAUCAGCACGAGUACUUCUUCCUUGUCUUCCCACCUCUGCUCAUCCCUGUGUAUUUCCAAAUCCAAAUCAUCUCGACCAUGAUCAGGCGCAGGUUCUGGGCGGACCUGCUCUGGGCUAUUAGUUACUACAUGCGCUACUUCAUCACGUACAUCCCAUUCUAUGGCGUUCUGGGAUCCCUGUUUCUCCUCACUUUUGUCAGGUUUCUGGAGAGUCACUGGUUUGUGUGGGUCACCCAGAUGAAUCACAUUCCAAUGGAAAUUGAUAGUGAGAAGCACAGAGAUUGGCUCAGUUCUCAGCUGGCAGCCACCUGCAAUAUUGAGCAGUCCUUUUUCAAUGACUGGUUCACCGGGCACCUGAAUUUCCAAAUCGAGCACCACUUGUUUCCAACGAUGCCACGCCACAAUUUCUGGAAGGUUAAACCUUUGGUGAAGUCAUUAUGUGCCAAGUAUGGAGUCCAAUAUGAAGAGAAGUCUCUUGGGAAAGCAUGCAUAGACAUCGUUGGGUCCCUAAAGAAAUCUGGAGAUCUCUGGCUGGAUGCUUACCUCCAUAAGUGAACUUGAAUCUUAAUGGGGAGAUGUGAGUGCCAGGGAGGGGUGGGGGGGGGAAGGGAGGGGGUGAUCACAUGCGUGUCUUUCACUAUCAGAUUUCAGUCUGUAUCCAUGUGCACAGUUUGAGAGGAGUUUCCUGUCUUGUGAACUGUUACUGGGAUGGGCUCAGACAACCCGUUUAAUCCGGACAGAUUGAAAAAUGUGCUUGGCAUAGUCUUCAAAGAAACGCAACACCUUCACUGCACUAAAACAGAUGGAAGAGGGGGAGAGGAUGGAGAAAAGGAGCAUUUUAAAAGGGGCACGAUAUCCAACCCUCCUUCUCUCCACCAGGAAAAAAAAAUUACUAGUAUAAUUCUAGCUCUACCUAAAAGCCCUUGAUUCACAGACCAGUGUCAUUUCUCAGGCUUCGGAGAACCUCUGCACCUGACUGCUAUUUGCAGUCCGAGGACACCCAAGUCAGUUUAUGCUUCUUUUCUCUUUCCCUAAGAUUGCUUAGAGCCGCUUCUUUUUGCUAUUAAGGAAAACUAAAACAGUCCCCGAUCAUCACCAUGAUAGGAAACUCAGGUGGGCUGCGCUCCCUGGCAUCCUGCCUGCGGAAAUCACACUCCACCGGGAUCAGCAGGUGCUAUAUCGCGUGGCUAUGUCGGUGCCCGCAGCCCUACUGCAGCUUUGCUGGAGUGUCCGUUUGUCCUGCCGUCUUUCUCUCUCUAAUCAUAGCAUUCGCUUUAGCAAAGGUUGUGAUAUGGACCCUGCACCACUAACGUCCCACUGCCACUCGGCGAGGGUUUUAAUACAGGACUGCACCCACAGCUGUAUUUUUGCGGCCAGCUGCUAUUUCCCAGGGGCUGCAGAAGAGCUGCGGGCUGAAGCACCAAGCUGUCUCCGUUGGGGAGAGGGACUGUUUUCCUUCCCUAAUGAGCAGCGGGUCUGGCUUUACGAGGCCCUUUAGCAGCACUAUGCUCAUCAGCAACUUGCAUGCAAAACACAAACAAGUCACAUAGGGCAAGCCUUACCCGUUGCCCACGAAUUCUUUGCAAUGCUCCAGUGUAACCACAAAUGGCCUUCUUUUACCUGAGGAGAGGCAGCGGGCAACAGGCUGCAAAAACACCUUGGGCAGUGUGCUGCAAAAACACGCAGCUCUGCCUGUUUGCUCACGCCCAGCAGAAGAAACCAACCGUUUCUGCUUUUCAGAGGCCAGCAGCAAUGCCCUGUAAAGGUCUUGCGAACAAGGACCAAAGAAAAGAAGUUCUUUCUAGGAAGGAAAAAAAAAAAGAAAAGAAAAGAAAAAAAAAAAAAAAAAAGGAGCUGCACCCCCCAUUCAGCCCAGCCCCCAGGCCCUUUCGGGGAGACAGCUGAGAACAGGAUUGACCAGGCUGUGCUGGUGAUGUGGACCCUUCUCUAGAAACCUCUUAGGAUUUGUCUAAAAUUCUGUUUUCUGCCCAAUAUCUAAUUACCAAAAUCCGCUUGGCCAAUCUAAUGGCUCAUCCAGGGGUGCAGCUGAGCAGCUAUUUCUCUAACAGGGAACCUAAUCCAAAGCCCACUCCAGCUAAGGAGUGGGCUUUAGGGGGCUUUAGUUUAAAAUGUAAUACAGUAGAAAAGAGACAAACAUAUUCUUUAGUUUAUGAUAAGGGGCUAUGAUUUCCAAAACAGUCCCUAACUCCAGAAAACUUCAGAAAAAUGUAUUCCCAGCCCUCAGUUUUGGAAAAUGAGAUUACUGUGUUUGCAGACUGGAGAGUCAUAGGCAGGAUUAUCACUUAACCUAGCUACUGAUACUUAAGGUUUGUAAAGGGUUUAUCAUUUUGGUGUUCUUGCAUACCUCUAAGGUAACAAAACCUAAAUGUCACCAGGAAUGGUGUUAUCGUCACGGGGUGUCUGAAGCUCAACCAGACUUUGAACAGUCUUUAUAGAUGAUUUCUAAUAGCAUAAAUUAUAAUAGCCUUCCGGAUGCUGUAACUUCUCAGACGGGUAGUAACGGGCUAGUUUGGAACGGUGGCUAACACUCUUAUGACUGCCUUAAUGUCUCCAUCUCCUUCUGACUCCCUGAAUGUAUCUCUGUCACUGCACCAGCCUGGGACAACCACAAAAACACUGUAGGAUCAGCAAUGUUACCUUCUAAAUGUUCAGCUUAUUUUUCUGACAGUUCUUUUUUUUUUUCCACUCCUCCAGUCCUUGUUCCCAGAGCAAACCUCUUCUGAAUGCAGGUGCCUCUUCCUCAUUAGCUCUGUCCCCCCUUCCCCCCCCCCCCCUACUUUUCUUCUUGGGAAAUUGUUUGCCUUUUAACACUUAGAGAAGCUGCAGGAGACUGGCAGCUUCAGCAGCUUGGCUUGCUGCUUGCCACUGACCAGUCUACUGGAAGGACUGUUUUUUUUACUAAAAGAACAAGUUUCCAACUCAAUAGCCUGGCCUGGCAGCACCUGGGAGAUAGCAGCUACAACCGAGGAUGCCUGAAAGACUUUGAAACAUUCCAGGAGAGCAACCACGAUGGCACGAUCUGCAGCAUGAAAGGCAAGCUCUUCACCUAAUGGGCAUUUUUUUCCCCCCAUGACUUUAGCACAAGAUAUCAAAGGGAAGAAAGGGGGACAGAAGAGAGCAUGAUAUUAGCUCUCCCUUGUGCUCCCAGACCAGCUACUUUGCUUCUUUCAGACCCUCGAAAAAUUCCUUUUUGGUGAAGAAUGUUCAGUUGCCAAAAUCCAUAAAUAAAAAAAAAGAAAGAAAGAAAAAUGCAAUGUUAUAGCCAGAAGUGAUUUCCAAAUGUCAUGUAUUGUUCUUGCUGUUGCAAGAUGAAAACAUCCUUUCUGCAAAGAAGAGCAGGUCACCAGCCCUUCGUAACUGGCAGUGUAUUCUUCUUAUUCAUUGUACUUCUGUACCCAGAAAGUUUGUCUUGUGAAAGUGUAAGAUGCUGGUUACUCUGUCAGACGAAGCCUCUCUGGCAGCCUUGCUCAUAUAGUUUUGUUCCCUCUUAAUAACCCAGCCCGCUAUCUCUAAAUUUGUUUUAGACACACCUUGAUAUGCAAGUUCUCCAUGCAUUAACUGGAGCAAGUCCAAGGGAUCCCUGACAAAGAGCCCUGGAAGCCUGCAGAAACCCGCUGUGUUAUAACCCCAAGUAGCACCACACUAAUACCCCAUUUAACUAGAGAUGUUCUGGAAGUUUUACUGAAACUGCAAAUGUAAGCCGUAGGUAGAUGUAAAAGUCCAUAUGACCUGGCUGGGCUUUGGCCCCAGCGGGGACAAGAUGCAGCAAUUCCAGAUGAGCAGCCCUUCGCAGGCUCCAAUUAGCCAUCAAAAGGGUAUAAAACAUAGAAAUUUAAGCACGGUUUUGCCCCAGCUUUCUCACAGCCAAUUAGUUCUCCUCUGAAAAGGGAGAAGGUGAAAUCUCUACAGCUUUCUCUCUUGAUACAGGUCAUUCUUUUGCCCUGCAACAAGACAAACACACACAAAAAAAAAAUCUCUAAAACAUGCUUGGAGCUUGUCAGAGCUUGCAGAUAAACCCAGCUGAAUCACAGCACCGGCUACAUGAGCCCUUGGCAAUGGACAGAGGCUGUGGGUAGGAAACACACAGUUGUUUUGGGUCAGAUAAUGAAACAACAGGCAGGAAAGGCCUGGCUUUGCUUCUCUCGCAUCACUCCUUAGCAAGGCUCCUGGGGGAAGUUAGAGGACCAGCACAUUCAGAGACAUUUGGCAGAGAAAAGUUUUCAUUUAAGCAAGUGCGAGGAAGGCAACAAAAGCCUCUGGGCAGGAAAGAGAGAGGGCAUGUGUUUUUUAGGAGGAGGAGUACGGAGCUGGGGAAAACACACGAAGGACCAGGCUGGGGAGGAGAGCAUGACAGCAUGGGAGAAAAAAAACACCACGGGGAUGCGCAGAGAAGAAAAAGCAACUUGAAACCAGCUGCCUCAUUCUCCCAUUCUCUGUUAGGAUCUAGCUGGACAACAGCUUAGGCUAGACACACUGGUUUUGCCCAGAUGCCCAAGGCAAAAAAGGACAGAGCACUGGCUCAGGGCAAACAGCAAAGACCAGCUGCAGCUACAGCAGGAGACAUCACUAGACGUCUCAUGGCAAGCUAGAUUUUGCACCGAUUCCUGCUCUUAGAGCAGGGCCAGGACAGGUUUAACACAUACGGUGCCUUUCAAUAGCAUGUUUCCGUCCCCUGCAAAGCACGGGCUUCUCCCACAUCCUGGCUAAACUGGGUUAGCCUAGAUCCUCGGCCAACAAAAAUUAGUUUAAUGCCAUGGCUCUGUGCCAGCUUAGUGAACCAGCAAGAGGUCUCGCCUCCUGUUUUCAGGGAGAGGCACAAGGAGAGCAAGACACCUUGCACAGAGAUUUUCUUCUUCGCAUGCAUUUGCAGAGCCUGAGAGCCCAGCUCCUCACUGAAAUAGGGCUUGGGAGGCUCAGAGCACCAGCAGAGCUUCGCAUCUCCAGAUACCUUCACUCCUGGCUGCAGGGCAGAGUGGAGGACUCAUUCUCUUCUAGGAGCAGGCUGACCAAAUCUCAAGUCUCCAUUAGAACAAAAGUGUCCUUUCCUGUAAGGAACUGUCCUGUCUUAACCAUGGCCUCUUCUAACAGAUGCUUUUCCAAGAAACCCACCCUAACAGAGCCCUAACACUUUGGAUGUUUUCUAGCUGUUUAGACCUCAAAACCACGUUUCUCAUAGGACAGCUCCUGAUUAUUUCAUUCUUAAAAAAAAAAAAAUCAGUAACUCAGAAGGAACUAUUUUUUCUAGUGUAUUCUAUUGCUCAAUAAAAUCAUAACUAUUUGUUGGUCAUAAAAA